Molecule: messenger RNA, 1382 nt
Organism: Raphanus sativus (radish)
Lineage: Eukaryota; Viridiplantae; Streptophyta; Magnoliopsida; Brassicales; Brassicaceae
Product: indole glucosinolate O-methyltransferase 4
Exons: 4
Coding region: 92-1228 (378 amino acids)
Biological process (GO): methylation
Molecular function (GO): protein dimerization activity; O-methyltransferase activity; S-adenosylmethionine-dependent methyltransferase activity
Source: RefSeq, a predicted model, not a curated record
CUCAAAGAAACUACUUUCAAUCUAUAUAUCUUCUUCGGUCUUUUUUUUUUUUUUUUUAACCUUGGCUUUAAUCUUGUAACUAACAAAAACAAUGUCAAAUCGUCUUCAAGGGCACUUAACUACAAAACCAGUUUUAACCAAAGAGCAAGAAGUAGACGAGAAAAUGGUGAGCCUGCAAGCGGAGAGUAUCGUCAACACCAUGGCUUUUCCAAUGGUUCUCAAAGCAGCCUUGGAACUUGGCGUCAUUGACACAGUCGCUGAAGCAGGCAACGGCGCAUGGCUCUCACCGUUUGAGAUAUCUCGUAGUCUCCCAACCAAACCCACCAACCCGGAGGCGCCAGUGUUGCUGGACCGGAUGCUACGUUUACUCGCCAGCCACUCGAUUUUGAAGUGCCGUAUGAUUGAAAGUAAAGAAAACGGUCGAACCGGAAAGAUGGAGAGGGUAUAUGCAGCUGAAGAUGUUUGCAAGUAUUUCUUGAAAGACAGUGACGGUUCUGGUUCUUUUGCAUCUCUGGUUAUGUUGUUCCAGAGCGAAGUGUUUUUCAAGACUUGGACAAAUCUUAAAGAUGUGAUACUAGAAGGAAGAGAUGCAUUCAGAUCUGCCCAUGGCAUGCCACUUUUUGAAUACAUUAAUUCAGAUGGACAAUUUGCUAAAGUGUUUGAUCGUGCCAUGUCAGAACCUUCCACCAUGGUUAUGAAAAAAGUUCUAGAAGUUUACAGAGGAUUUGAAGAUGUUAACACUUUGGUGGAUGUUGGAGGAGGAUGUGGCACUACAUUAGGUCUACUCACUUCCAAGUACCCUCAUAUUAAGGGUGUUAAUUUCGACUUACCUGAGGUUUUAACUAAUGCUCCGUUUUAUCCAGGAGUGGAGCAUGUCUCUGGAGACAUGUUUAUAGAAGUCCCAAAAGGAGACGCAGUCCUUAUGAAAUUGAUACUACAUGAUUGGACGGACGAACAUUGCAUAAAGCUUCUAAAAAAUUGUUGGAAGAGUCUACCGGAAAAAGGGAAAGUGAUCAUUGUAGAUAUGAUAACACCAACAGAACCAAAGGGCAAUGACCUUUUCUCUAACACUGUGUUUGCUAUGGAUAUGUUGAUGCUAACACAAUGUUCGGGUGGUAAGGAGAGAUCAUUUUCGCAGUUGGAGAAUUUAGCAUAUUGUUCAGGUUUCCUUCGAUGUGAAAUUAUUUGCCUUGCCUAUUCAUAUUCUGUUAUCGAAUUCCACAAGUAGAUUCUGAAACUACAAAAACAAAAUAAUGAUUGGUUCGAUGAAUGUGAAAUCACAGGAUAAUUAUCUGGUUACAUAUAUAUCUAUAUGUAAAAUGUAGCUUAUUUUAAUGAUGUUAUUGCAUGUAAUAUAUUUUUAUGGUGUCGGCUUGCUUUAA